GAUAGUUCUAUUGGUCGUAAGAGAAUGCCGGAAAUUAGCGGCGUUGCUGGUGAGCGCAAAACGUUGCCGCCUCUAAUUCUUUAGGCGGACAAUAAUCACUGAAUUAUGUAUUGAAAUUGAGAGAAAAUUUUAUUCGAUUUCUAAUUAAGGUAUUUAAGAUCAGUCAGACAUGGAUUUCCAGCAUCGAGCUGGAGGCAAGACUGGUGGGGGUGGACAGGCUUCAUGGAGCGAGAGCAACAAGGACAGACGGGAGCGUCUCAGGCAGUUGGCCCUUGAGACCAUUGACCUGAACAAAGACCCUUACUUUAUGAAAAACCAUCUGGGUUCAUAUGAGUGUAAAUUAUGUCUCACUUUACACAACAAUGAAGGAAGCUACUUGGCUCACACUCAGGGCAAGAAGCACCAGACCAACUUGGCUAGACGCGCCGCAAAAGAAGCAAAGGAAGCACCAACGCAGCCCGCCCCUGAGAAGGCUCGAGUGGAGCUUAAAAAAUUUGUCAAGAUUGGUCGCCCUGGCUAUCGUGUUACCAAACAAAGAGAUCCUGAGAAUGGGCAGCAGAGCUUGCUUUUUCAGGUGGACUACCCCGAGAUCGGCGAAGGCAUCGCCCCGCGCCACCGCUUCAUGUCGGCCUACGAGCAGAAGGUUGAGCCGCCCGACCGCAAGUGGCAGUACCUGCUCUUUGCUGCCGAGCCUUACGAGACCAUCGCCUUCAAGGUGCCGAGUCGGGAGGUGGACAAAGGUGAGAAUAGGUUCUGGACGCUAUGGAACAAGGAGACCAAGCAGUUCUUCCUGCAGUUCUCCUUCAAGAUCGACCCUAAGGCCAAGCUCGUCCCUCCCGGUCCCCCUCCCCCCAUCACCAUUUCCUCCUCAGGGGGUCCUGGACACCCUCCGCCGGCUGCAUCCCCCAUGUUGCCUCGACCACCUCCCCCUCAUGGUCCACCCCCAUCGAUCCUCCCUCCUGGGGGACCUUUGGGUCCACCACCCGCCAUGCCCCCGCGGCCGCCGAUGUCCAGACCGCUCUCAGGCCCGCCCCCACCCCCGCCUCCCCACAUGCAAGGUCCUCCCAGGUUCAGCGGUCCAUCCAGCAGUCCGUAUGGGCCACCGCCCCCCAACUCCGGGGGACAAGGCGCUCCUCGUUUCCCUUCUGGCCCGCCUCGUCCCCCUGGCAUGAGGCCCCCACCUCUGCCGCCUGGUAUGGCCCCUCCUCCACCCAACCUAAACAAGGGGCCUCCUCCUCCUCCGGGAAGUCUGCCUCCUCCCCCACCUCCCUUCAACCCCGCACCUCCCCCUCCGCCUUCAAGUGUCAACAGUGGUGGGGGAGCUCAGCCCCCUCUUCCCCCAGGCUCCAACAAGUGAACAUUUUCUCUGCUUUUUUUUCAGUAACCUGGUUAAUGAAACUCAUCGGCUUUCUUUGGUCGCAGAAUUCAGGCUGCAAACAAAUGGUUCUCUUUGAGUCUUGAAUUUUUCAGUCGCGGUGAUCGGAAGAAAUUCCAACUGUCUCUGAUUUUUAUACCAUACUCUUCUCUCCUGGUCAGGUUUAGCUUCUAUGUUGACUCUUUGAAUGCUGUAAGUGAAUAGACCUGAAUAAUAAAGGGGGCAAAGCUUACACGCAUUUCUACGUUUAAUUAAAGAAUCACAGACGAAUUUGUAGAAGACAUCUCGAAAAAUUCCACAUAACUGAAAACACGAAAUGCUCGGCCAUCACAUCGAAUAUAUUGACCGCUUCUAAUGUCAUACUUCACUUCCAUUUUCACGAAUAUACAUUUGCCUACAAUGUAGGAGCUGGGUUCUAUCUUUUCUAAAUUAUUACCUUCAAACGUCAGCAAUGUGAGCCAAUGGAAGCGUCUUGUCCUUUGAUUUGUGUCUGAAUAAAAGGCAAAUAAAAAUUUUCAAAA
Molecule: messenger RNA, 1896 nt
Organism: Hyalella azteca
Lineage: Eukaryota; Metazoa; Arthropoda; Malacostraca; Amphipoda; Hyalellidae
Gene: Sf3a2
Product: splicing factor 3A subunit 2
Exons: 5
Coding region: 170-1357 (395 amino acids)
Biological process (GO): spliceosomal complex assembly
Cellular component (GO): catalytic step 2 spliceosome; nucleus; U2 snRNP
Molecular function (GO): nucleic acid binding; zinc ion binding
Source: RefSeq, a predicted model, not a curated record